AUGUUCGUACUGGUCUUUUGGCUAGACAAGGGCGUAGAUGGGUUCAGAAUUGACGCAGCUCCCUAUUUGUUCGAACAUGCCGAUUUUCAAGAUGCACCGCCGCCUGAUAAUGUGUCACGUAGUUAUGUUCAGAAUCAACCAGAAACGUAUGAUAUGAUUUAUCAAUGGCGACAAGUUAUUGACGAUUACAAUAAACAGAACGGCGGAGAUACCAGGGUACUCAUGACCGAGGCAUACACCCCUAUAAACAGCACUAUGCUCUACUAUGGUAAUGAAACAGUCGAUGGAGCUCAUUUUACUUUCAAUUUCUAUCUGAUAAUCAAUACUACAAAUAACAGUACUGCCAACCAGGUCGUUUCAUUGGGUAAUCACGACAGACAUAGAGUAGCCACCCGUCAAGGGGUUGAAAAUGUGGAUGGAUACAACAUGUUGAUAACCCUUCUACCGGGUAUAGCUAACACUUAUAAUGGAGAAGAAAUUGGAAUGGAAGACGGAGAAGUAACAUGGGAAGAAGGACAAGAUUCAAUAGCAUGCCAGUCAGCCAGGGAAAACUUCCAGAGUACAAGCAGAGAUUUUCAGAGGACUCCGUUCCACUGGGACUCUACGGUUAACGCAGGAUUUAGUACAGCGAAUAAAACUUGGCUGCCAAAAAAGAAAAGUGUAGUUAAGGACGUUAUUAAGGAAGGAUUUAGCAAUGCUGGUGGUAAGCAGUUAAACGGGAAGUUACCAGGAAUCACAGAGAUGCAAGGAUUCUUACGGAAACAUAGAAAUUAA
Messenger RNA from Agrilus planipennis (emerald ash borer), 774 nucleotides. Its product is annotated as maltase A1-like. Gene Ontology annotation, biological process: carbohydrate metabolic process. The transcript has 4 exons. Bases 1 to 774 code for a protein of 257 amino acids. The record is from RefSeq and is a predicted model, not a curated record. Lineage: Eukaryota; Metazoa; Arthropoda; Insecta; Coleoptera; Buprestidae.